This is a messenger RNA of Aspergillus saccharolyticus JOP 1030-1, 2757 nucleotides long. It is a transcript of the gene bioDA, whose product is annotated as adenosylmethionine-8-amino-7-oxononanoate aminotransferase. Gene Ontology annotation, molecular function: dethiobiotin synthase activity; pyridoxal phosphate binding; magnesium ion binding. Gene Ontology annotation, biological process: biotin biosynthetic process. The transcript has 3 exons. The coding region runs from base 150 to 2555 and encodes 801 amino acids. Lineage: Eukaryota; Fungi; Ascomycota; Eurotiomycetes; Eurotiales; Aspergillaceae. Gene Ontology annotation, cellular component: mitochondrion. The record is from RefSeq and is a predicted model, not a curated record.
UCCUCCUCCAACACAACACAGUAUAAUUAAGUACACUGCAGUGCAAUUGUGCAAUCGAGUCAAUCGAGUCAAUCAAGUCAAUUGUGUCAAUCAGUAAUGAGCGCUUCUGGUCAUCCCUGUCAUCCCAAUUGACUCUGGUCGUCUACAACAUGCCCCCCGCCGCCCUCUGGCGCACUCUGCGCGCUCACCAGGUCUACGGCGCCAACACCGACGUCGGCAAGACCAUCGUCUCGACGCUGCUGUGCAAAGCCCUCCAACCCCAAGGGCCAGUCUCUUUCCUCAAGCCCGUCUCCACGGGGCCUCUGGACGAAGCAGACGACCGACACAUCCAACGCUACGCCCCGCACACCCGCACCCAAUGCCUCUACCAAUUCGACGAGCCCGUCAGUCCGCACAUCGCCGCCCACCAACCCAGCCAGCGCACCACCAGCGUCCCCAGCGUCCCCAGCGACCGCCAGCUCCUCGACGCCAUCCACCAGACCCUCACCAGCUGGGCACACCCGCACCAGCCCGCGCAUGCGCUCGUCGAGACCGCGGGCGGGGUGCACUCGCCGGGCCCCAACGGCACCUCGCAGGCCGACCUGUACCGCCCGCUGCGGCUGCCCAUUAUCCUGAUCGCGGACGCCCGGCUGGGCGGCAUCUCCGCCUCCAUCGCCGCCUACGAGUCGUUGCAGCUGCGCGGCUACGACGUCCACUCCGUGCUGCUCUUCCGCGACGACUACUACCAGAACCACGGCUAUUUGCACGCCUACUUCGCGAAGAAGGCCAUCCCGCUGGUGGCGGUGCCGCCCCCGCCCCCGCGGCCCGACCCCACGGAUCCCGAUGCGGCGCGCAGGGAUGUCGAGGCGAUGCGGCGGUACUAUGAGCACACGGUCCGGGAGGGCCGGCUGGGGUCUGUGGUGGAGGCGCUGGAGCGCAAGCAUGUCGAGCGGUGGGAGCGGUUGGAGGCCAUGGCGGAGAAGGCGCACGCGAUGAUCUGGUACCCCUUCACGCAGCAUCGGGGGGUCGCGGCCCAGGACAUCAACGUGAUUGAUUCGGCGUGUGGGGAUUACUUUCAGAGCUAUCAGAGGGACACCCUGGAGGUCAGAGAGGCCGCCAGUGCCAGUGCCAGUGCCAGUGCGCUACGGGCGACCUUUGACGGAUCGGCCUCGUGGUGGACGCAGGGCUUGGGCCAUGGGAACCCGGACCUGGCGCUCUCGGCGGCGUAUGCGGCGGGACGGUACGGCCAUGUCAUGUUCCCGGGGAACAUCCACGAGCCGGCGCUGGCGCUGGCGGAGACCCUCCUCCAAAGCCAGGGGAACCCGCGGCUCCAGCGGGUCUUCUACACGGAUAAUGGCAGCACGGGGAUGGAGGUGGCGGUCAAGAUGGGCCUGCGGGCGGCGUGCGCGCGCUACGGAUGGGAUGCGAGCACCGAGCCGAUCCGCAUUCUCGGGUUGAAGGGCAGCUACCAUGGGGAUACGAUCGGCGUGAUGGACUGCUCGGAGCCGUCGACGUACAACAAAAAGGUGGAGUGGUAUCGCGGUCGCGGCCAUUGGUUCGACUUCCCCCAGGUGAGUAUGAAGGAGGGGAAGUGGACGAUUAGCAUGCCGGAGACGGCGCUGGGGGCGGAGCUGCAGUACGGAUCCUUGUCGGAGGUGUUUGACCUGGAGGCGAGAUUGCAUUCGGAGGCAGGGCGACGAUAUCGGGCCUACAUCCACCAGACCAUCCAACGGCUGGUGCAGCAGGAAGGGGUCAAGUUUGGCGCGCUAAUCAUGGAACCAAUCAUUCUGGGUGCGGGAGGCAUGCUAUUCUGCGACCCUCUAUUCCAGCGCUGCUUGGCGGACGUGGUGCGUCAACACCCGGAGCUUUUUGGGGAGCAAAUCGCUCCCCAGCCAUCCUCUCCCACCGGAGAGACCGAGGGCAACCGUGACUGGUCGGGAUUACCCAUUAUCUUUGACGAGGUCUUCACCGGGCUGUACCGAUUAGGCCGGCGAUCGGCCGCCUCGUUCCUGCAGGUACACCCCGACAUCUCCGUCCAUGCCAAGCUUCUGACCGGUGGACUGGUGCCCCUGUGCACCACGCUGGCCAGCGAGGAGAUCUUCCGGGCUUUUUUGAGCGCAGAAAAAAGCGAUGCGCUGCUGCAUGGCCACAGUUACACGGCGCACGCGGUCGGCUGCCAGGUGGCGGUCGAUUCGCUGCAGACGAUGAUGCGGAUGGACCACGAGGGGUCAUGGCAGGAGUACCAAAACGAUUGGACAAUUCCCACCCCCACCACAGAAACCUCAGUGUGGAGCGUCUGGUCCCACGGGCUGGUGCGGGACCUGUCGCAUGCAGCCUCGGUUGAGGGGGUGUUUGCGCUGGGGACGGUGCUGAGCAUCGCGCUCAAGGAUCAGCAGGGCGGCGGCUAUACGUCGACGGCGGCGCAGGGGCUGCAGCAGCGCUUAGCCGCGGGAUCGGAGCAGUUCGCGGUGCAUUCGCGGGUGCUCGGAAAUGUCUUGUACUUAAUGUCGAGUCUGACGUCCCAGCCGGGGUCGCUUCGGGGGAUUGAGGAAGUAUUGCGGGGGGAAUUGUUAUAACGAAGCUUCCAACUGGUAGGGAGAAAUUCCGGGGGAGAAUUCAGCCGAUCCUGCGGAGUACCAGCUGCACAAGUUCGGUCCAUACCAGCCAUUGUCGACCUUAUCUGAGUACUGGAAAUUUCGAUUGGGAGUUACUGUACUACAUUAACUACAUGACUUGUUCUACAAUUUAUUAGAAUCACGAAUUGCUCAUUCAAUUGGG